ACAAAAAUCACAACUAGACAACAGCAAAAACCUUUUCAACCAAAAGAUCCACAUGCCCUCGUUGAUAGAAACUCUUCACCAGGGCUAUCUUAAUGACGAUCUCUACAGUCAAGCCCAAGAGAUCUUGGUUCAACAAGCUGGCCCGAAGCCAGAACCGGAAACGCUGCAAGAAGCCCUCCAAAUAGCGUCCAGCAAGGGCCGCUUCGACGUCGUUGAACUGAUCGCUUCCUGUUACACGGACAUUGAUGAUCCGUUGGAAUCGGUACUUGGUUGGACGAAAUUGUUCCAGCUUGUAAUUUAUGGUACUACGGAAGAGCUGGAAGUAGCGCUACAAGCAGCAAAAGAAAACCAAGACAUUCUGGAGCAGACGGACACCUGCCACCGAACUCCCUUUCUGUGCUCUAUUUUGGUGGGAGAUAGGGACAAAGCCCAACGAUUGCUCCAAGCUGGUUCCAAUCCAUUGGCGUGUGGGCAGGAGGGAGAGCCACCUGUAUUUUACGCAAUUUGCCAUGACAACGUGGACAUGCUCAACUUUCUGAUCUCCAAAUGGAAUGGCGACAACCAGGACGGCGGCGGCACGUCCAUUGUGGAACAGACAGAUCGACUUGACAACACGCCCUUGAUGCACGCUGUUCGAAAAAGAGCCGUCCAGUGUGUCAAUGCAUUGCUGCGAGAACACAAGGUCAAUGUCUCGGGAGACAACAACCCCCUUCCAUCUCUGGUGGAUGACAACCUUAAUAGCAAUUGCUCUACUACACCAGUCAUCAGCAACACUACAACCAGGGAGAUCCUAUUUGCUCUGGUUCAAGCUGGGGCGCGAAUGGAGGAGAUGGAUUCUGAAGAUCGAGCCAAACUGAGGGGAUACGCCAACACCUGGGGAAAGUGGGAUGAGUUGCUACCCACGGUUUCGGCUGAUGAUUUUGCAGACGGUUGUUGCGUACAGUUUGGGGAUGCCAAUCCUGAACGAGUAGAGGAUCCGUUUUGGAAAGUCAUGGUCCAGUGCGGUGCCAGUGCCUAUAGUGCAUUUGUCCAGUUUGAAUCAUCCGCCGCAGAGAGUUGCCGCCCCAUUUGGUCGUUUGAUCGAUUUGGCAAGUCAUGCACCUUGUUGCCUGAUGGACGAUUCGUCGAGAUUGCUGGAGAACAUGAAGAUUACUAUGACCCAGACUUCGCUAUUUAUAACGAUGUCGUUGUGCACGACGGAAAGGGCAACUGUGAAUUUUACUCCUACCCAGAAGAAGUCUUUCCGUGCACAGACUUUCACACAGCUACCCUUGUACCAUCAUUGGAAGAACAACUGUCACAAGAAGAGGAGGUUGCUGCUGUUGCUGGUGGAUCAAUGAUCUACAUCAUUGGAUGUGUUGGAUACCCGCAAGAUCGCAGACCUGGCUUCACACCUGUCUUUGGAUUGCAUGUCGACACAUGGAAGAUGGAACGCAUAGAGACUUCUGGGGACAUGCCUGGAUGGAUUGCGCGUCACAAGGCAGUAUACGACCCGCUUUCUUCCUCGAUCUCCAUCACGGGCGGUUGGAUAAUUGUGAACCCGGAAGAAGGAAGGGGCGUGGAGAACAAGGAUGAAUUCACCCUGAACCUGCAAACGAGGGCAUGGACAAGGAAGUCUGCCACACCUUGAACGAAAUCUGCGAUCGAUACAAGUAAUGUAUUUUAUAGCGAACAAUCUCUCCGAUGUACCUGUAUGCAUUGUGGAAGUCUGCUACCUGUAGUGGCUUACCGUGUCCUCAUACAUGGCCGUGGCUACCGGUAGUAGCUAGCCAGGAGGCUUUCUGGGUUUUUGGCAAGCGAGGAAGCAUUUGGGACGUCAUGGGAUUCAUACGGGUGCCGUGCCAAAAUCCUCGAAGUGGGCUCUCACCAGUCAAGUGCCGAAACCCCAAUUGAAAAUAUGCUUACUAAAACGCGCCAGUUGAGAAAAGAGAGGACAGAACAGCAUGAGGCGCCAUCACUGGUGACACCGUACCAAGCUCCAUUGAUUGCCUUCAUCGAAGCUUAUUGAACGCAAAGCGACAGUGAACCUUGAUAGAUACGACGAUACAGGUACCACUGAUCAGAUAUCAGAUGAUUGACGGGAGUCCUCCCAGCUAGCGUAUGGAAGAGGAAUGUCGAUCGAAGAUGUUUAGAAGGAAAUAUUAGGCAACACUGAUACGAAGCUACCGGUAGCGGUAGGACGAAAAUGGAAAGCCAAAUGAAAUUGAAAUUUAGAAAUGCAUGAUUGUAUAUUCUAGCUAGUGCCAUCUCCA
This is a messenger RNA of Seminavis robusta, 2252 nucleotides long. Lineage: Eukaryota; Bacillariophyta; Bacillariophyceae; Naviculales; Naviculaceae. The record is from the annotation of a GenBank genome assembly.